This is a messenger RNA of Acanthamoeba castellanii str. Neff, 2565 nucleotides long. Its product is annotated as protein kinase domain containing protein. Gene Ontology annotation, molecular function: ATP binding; protein kinase activity. Bases 1 to 2565 code for a protein of 854 amino acids. Lineage: Eukaryota; Discosea; Longamoebia; Acanthamoebidae. The transcript has 11 exons. Gene Ontology annotation, biological process: mitotic spindle assembly checkpoint signaling; meiotic sister chromatid cohesion, centromeric; protein phosphorylation. The record is from RefSeq and is a predicted model, not a curated record.
AUGAAGAGGAGUGCACCUUCUUCAUCGUCAUCUGCUUCAUCUAGAACAGCAUCAGCAUCAUCACAAAGACCCAGGCUGCCCCCGAGUCCUGAACGGGAGACGGUCUACGAAGGGACCAAGUACGUGAGGGCGUACUCGGCAAGCUUGGUCAAAAUCGAUGGGAGGGAGUACAGCUUUGAAGAGAUCCGUGCAGCUCGACAUGCCUACGUCGAACAUGCAUCCAUCGACCACCGAGAUGCAGAAGCCAUCAAGAGUCGGGAGUUCACGCGAAAGCGCUGGCGGGAGUCAGAGCUGGAGAAGCAGAGGCAAUCCGCCAAGAUGGCCGAGGAAAGGCGACAAUUGGAUGAGCAGCGGAGGAGCAUGGAGGAGAUGAAGCGGGAGAUCGAGGAGACGAAGCGUCGCCUCGACGAGCAGGUCAAAGCGGCCGCCGCGGCCGAGGAGGAGGCCAGGCGCGCGCGCCUGCUGCGGCCACGAGUCCUCCCGCUCUUUGCCGACGGUGCCGACGACGGCGCGCCGCGCGACGAGACGACUUCCCUCACCGCCGCUCUGCGCGGCGGCUUUCUGCAGGACGCGGCCCCCUCGCGCGAGAGUCUCGCCGGCGUUGGUGGCGGGCGGCACGCCCACGGCGACGCCCCGCCCACGCCGACGGUCACGAUGAACACACGGGCCGCCAUGGCCAACGUCAUGUCCAUGUUCUCCGGCGACUUUGACGACGACACGCGCGCGCUGGGCGACGCCACCCUCUCGUCGAUCCCCAUCGAGGACCGCGAGAAUGCGGCGCCGGCCAGGUCCCGCGGCGCCAGCGGUCGCAGCGCUGCGGCAAAGAGCGCGCAGACCCCGGGCGCCGUCGCGCCAGCGCGCAAGGGCCUGGGCCUCGCCGUGCAGCCGACCAAGAAGACCAACCGCGAGGUGCUCCAGGAGGAGCUGGCCGCCAAGGAGAACCGCCAGGCCGCCGCCAACGUGCCCCGCUUUGAGCCGGCGCACAAUAAGCGCACCUAUGGCGAUGCCGUGCGGGAGGUCAUCGCCGCCCGUAACCAGGGCGAGGAGCCCGACGAGAUCACCAGCAACCUCUCCUGGGACGACACCGGCCUCCUCCCCGCCGGCGCCCUGGCCCAAGCGCCGUCGGCCGGCGGGUUCCAGAUCUACGAGGACGAGCAAGGCUCGCCUGUGCCGUUGAAGCAGCAGGGGGCUGGCGCCCUGAGGCCGCCCAAGCUGGACUUUGCCGUGUUUGACGACGGCGCGCAGGAGGGCGAUGGCGCCGAUACCACGAGCCUGCUCACCCUGCCCGUCCUGCAGAAGCCGCAGGCCGCCUCCUUCGCCAUCUUCUCUGAUUUUGACGACAACCCGCCGGCCAGCAGCACUGCUCAAGCGACCGGCGGCGGCGGCGGCGGCAAGAGGCAACCAGCAGACGAGCGGUUGGGCCAGGUCAAGCAGAAAGCGUCCGUUGUCGAUCCCUGGCUGCUCAGCGAAGAGAAGCGCCUACUCCAAUUGUUGGGGGACAAGGUGACGCGCUAUCCCAAUUUUUUCGACUGCCGACCGGAGAAGGCGCCGGGAAGGAACAUAUUGAAGGUGCCGCGAGGGCGCCGGGUCAGUUCGGUGGCCGAACCCCAGCUCGAGCUGCCGGAGGUCUGCAUCGAGGUGGAGGAGCGCGUCGGUGAGGGAGCCUUCGCCACGGUCUUCAAGGUCGACAUCAUCGAGUGCUCGUUCAUCGACCUGGAGGGCGGGGAGACCAACGCCGCCCUCAAGGUGCUCAACGAGCCCUCCCUGUGGGAGUGGUACAUCCACCACCAGAUCCUCGAACGCAUCCCGCGCAACCUGCACCACAAUUUUGUUCGGUUCCACUCGAUCCACAUGUAUAGCGACAAGGCCCUCACACUCAUGCAGUUUAGCGAUGGCACUCUGCAGGACGCCAUGAACUGUUUCCACAAGAUGAACAAGCGCAUGGACGAGCCGCUGAUCAUCUACUACACGCUGGAGAUGCUCAAGAUCAUCGAAAUCCUCCACGGUGCGGGCAUCAUCCACGGCGACAUCAAGCCCGAUAACUUCCUCAUCAAGAACAACCCCGGCGUCGAACUCGACGAUUGGGGCUCGGGUUCCGCGGGCUGGGACGGCAAGGGGCUCGUACUGAUCGACUACGGGCGGAGCAUCGACACCCGCCUCUACCCCGAGGGCACCGUCUUCAAUUCGGGCAAUCACGUGGAGGGUUUCAAGUGCACGGAGAUGACGGAGGGGCGUCCCUGGACCUACCAGGCCGACCUGUUCGGUAUCUGCGGGGUGGUCCACUGCCUGCUGCACGGAAACUUCAUCGACGUCAUCCGAGACCCGAGGACGAAGGACCUGAUGCCCAAAAUGCCCUUCAAGCGCUACCAUCAGGCCGACCUGUGGCGUCCUCUCUUCCGCGACUUCCUCAACAUCACCGACUGCAAUAACAUUCCGGACGUGAGCCAGCACAGGCGCAGGUUCGAGGAGCACCUCAAGAAGAAUCCGCCCAAGGCCAAGACCAUCAAGACCCUCCUCGCCCGUCAGAACAUCCUCAUGUUCGAGCGCGACAAGAAGCAGAAGUGA